CAUGCCGAAACCGAAACCGAAACUGAGCUGAGACUGAGGCUGAGACUGGGGCUGAGACAGACAAGAAAGCAAAUCGCCUAUGCGAAUACCUGGCCAGCCAGUCAGCCAGGCAGUCAACCAGUUUCACUUGCGAAAGCAAACAGCUUCCAUUUCAUUCGAUAGCCGACCGUCGACUGCUGGAAACGCGUUCCGAGGCGCACUCACCAGGCCGCGAUACGGGUUAGAGACCGAACUGAAGUGCAACAGGGAAAGACCAUUAGCAUUUGAAGAAAGUGAGCCCAGAGCCCGCAAAAUGAAGGCCGCCGAUUUAGACGAGCAGUACGCACGAUUCCCAGAGAUUAGGCGUGAGGAGGUGCAGAAAUUGGUCGAUUGGGCGUGCGCCCAGCCCCACAUAUCCAAGGAUUUCUCUGAAGCCGAGGCCCUGCACUUCUUCUACGCCUGCAAGUACAGCAUGGGGGUUUCCAAACAGGUCCUGGACACAAAUCUCACAGCCCGCACCCACCUGGAGGAGUUCUUCUGCAACCUAGACUGCGAACGACCCGAAAUCAGGCGGGCCAUGAAAACAGUGUCCAUCGUACCGCUACCUGGCGCAACGCCUGAAGGUUACCGUGUGAUUGUUGCCAGGCUCGACGAUUUGAAUGCCUCGAACUUUAAUUACGCAGACUGCAUGAAAUUGUAUUGCAUGAUAUUCGAUUUCUGGAUGUACGAGGACGGCAUACAGCCGGGUCAUGUGAUCGUCAUGGAUCUGAAGGGCUGCUCGUUGGGGCACAUUGCACGCAUCGGGUUGCUGCAGAUGAAGAAGUUUCUCUUCUAUUUGCAGGAAGCGGCCGCCAUACGUCUAAUCAGUUUUCAUUUCAUUAACAUUGUGCCCUUCAUGGAUAAAUUGCUCGCGCUUAUGAAUCCGUUCAUGAAGAAGGAGCUGAUGAGCAUUUUGUUUUUGCAUAACGACAUCAACGACUUCUACAAGUUUGUGCCGCGUGACAUGCUCCCCAAGGACUAUGGAGGUCCUUUGGAGGAAAUCAGCAUAUCGAAAGAGAUAUUCUAUAACAAACUGCUGGCGAAUCGAAAGGAAAUGCUGGAGUUUGAGAAGCGCCAUCAGGUCAAUGAGAAGCUGCGUCCCGGCAAGCCGAAGAACGCCUCUGACCUCUUUGGCAUCGAAGGUAACUUCAAAAAACUGGACAUAGAUUGACAAACGAGUCUUUAUUGUCUUAUGUAGUGGUUUGUGUGUGUGGUGUCAGGCUAUUUAUAAAUACAACAACAUUUAUGACCAUUAAAUUUUUUUUACAAAUUGCA
Molecule: messenger RNA, 1293 nt
Organism: Scaptodrosophila lebanonensis
Lineage: Eukaryota; Metazoa; Arthropoda; Insecta; Diptera; Drosophilidae
Product: alpha-tocopherol transfer protein-like
Exons: 5
Coding region: 80-1189 (369 amino acids)
Cellular component (GO): membrane
Molecular function (GO): phosphatidylinositol bisphosphate binding
Source: RefSeq, a predicted model, not a curated record